Molecule: messenger RNA, 2355 nt
Organism: Macrosteles quadrilineatus (aster leafhopper)
Lineage: Eukaryota; Metazoa; Arthropoda; Insecta; Hemiptera; Cicadellidae
Exons: 2
Coding region: 1-2355 (784 amino acids)
Biological process (GO): DNA repair; telomere maintenance
Molecular function (GO): DNA helicase activity
Source: RefSeq, a predicted model, not a curated record
AUGUUGAAAUACGAGGCCCACAUCAAUUUGGAGCUGGCGUCUACUCGCCGCGUGAUUAAGUACCUCUUCAAAUAUCUUAUGAAGGGAGGAUCUCUCCAGAACGUCACAGUUACUCCCUUCAGUAAGCAAGAUGAUGAGGUACAGCAUUACGUGACGAAGAGAAUGGUGGGUGCCAGUGACGCGUGCUGGCGUUUAUUAAACUUUCCAGUAUCAGAAUCUGAGCCGGCUGUUGAAUGUCUUCCCGUCCAUCUGGAGGGCAAGCAGUCCGUCCUGUUUAGACCUGGCCAACUGGCAGAUGCAGCCGCUAGGAACAGCUCCAAACUCACCAUCUACUUUGACCGGCCUCGUAUUUCACUGUUUGACGACCUGACUUAUCAGGGGUUCUAUGACACGUUUGUAGUUCAUGUCAAGCGCCCAAAAACUGCGGAGAUAUACGAGCACCCCGAUGGCGUCCAUUUUAUCACUGCCCGACAGCGUGGCGAGAAGGUGUGCAGACUGUUUUGGGUCUCUCCGAGCAGGACAGAACAGUAUUACCUGCGUAUCCUGCUUAUGACUGUAUCUUGCCGUGGUUAUGCCGACCUCCUGUCCCACGGUGGACCAAACUGCCGCACUUUUCAAGGGGUCGCGCGGCAUCUUGGCUUGGUGCAAGACGAACAGGAGUACCACUACGCACUGCGCGAGGCCGCCACUUUCAUGACUGGCCCGAGACUUCCUCUCCUGUGGGAUGCUUUCCGUGAUUCCAUCUGCGAGGACCACAUAGAGCGUAAUCCUCUCGAUGUUGAACUGGCCUACAAGCUAGGACUCAUCGAUAUUGAUCGGAGUCUUCGUCGGCAGGGUUCUUGCGUCGCAGAUCACGGCCUCCCCGAUGUACACGAUGACACGACGGAGUUGGGCAGAGAACUGCUCUUACACGGUGAAAAUCAACAGAGAGUGUUUGUGGAGGAGUGGGUGCCAAAGCUCUCUGAAGAUCAAAACCGCGUAUUUGAGUACGUUACCUCCGUUCUCAAUGCCCCUGCCAGCGGAACGUCGUCGAAAAUCAUUUUUCUUGACGGUCCGGGAGGCUAUGGGAAGACCACUCUGAUUCGUGUCAUUCUCGCAUACGUGAGAGGUUGUCGUCAGGUUGCACUGGCAGUCGCUAGCUCUGGGAUCGCCGCGGGUAACAUGCCUGGUGGAACUACAGCUCACAGCAUGUUCCGGUUGCCACUCGACUUCGGUGACGGCACCGGCUUUUGGAACAUCACCAACGGCUCCCAGCGAGCAGAGCUCAUCAGGGCCGCAAGGCUCAUUGUCUUUGAUGAGGCCCCGAUGGCUCAUCGGUUCGUUUUCGAGGUUCUUGACAGAUCCCUGCGAGACCUCAUGCGUUCCAGUGAGCUAUUCGGUGGUAAAAUAUUCCUCUGUUGUGGCGACUUUCGCCAGAUCGCGCCUGUCGUUGUAAACGCUCGUACUCCAACUGACAUUGUUUGUGUCUCACUUCGGGCUUCCCAUCUGUGGCAGCAUUUCAAAAUUUUUGCCCUGACAACAGCUCAUCGGACUAGUAGUUCCACAGCCUAUUCCGAAUUCCUUCUUAGGGUAGGCAACGGAACUGUCAGUUCGACCACUUUCUUGGAGGGACGGAACGAACAAAGUCUAAUUCCGCUGCUCGGGAUUAGACAAGUGACGUCUUUGACUGAUUUGGUCGAUUCCGUCUUUCCCGCAAACGUCCUACUCGACUCUGAUAUGUGUUCGCGACGCGCAAUCCUCUCGACUCUGAUAGUGAACGUCAAGGAGAUCAACGACCACAUCUUGAACUCCCUCGACGGUCAUCUGUACGAGCUGAGGAGCGCCGACACAGUCGACAGAGAGAACGACGAUGGCCUGGAUGUCGACGUUCAACUCCUGAACACGGCUACUGGCAAGGGCGUACCAGACCAUGUUCUGCGGCUGAAGAUCGGCUCUGUUUGCCUCAUUAUGAGGAAUCUCAACAUCGCUGAAGGACUCGUCAACGGCACUAAAGUCAUUGUAAUCGGCAUCUCCAACCGUCUGAUUACAGUGAGACUUCCCGGACAGACGCAACCUAUCGGAAUUCCCCGGAUUACCUUUACUUUUGCGUUUGUCGAGGGUUCGCCGUUACGUGUUCGUCGACGUCAGUUCCCACUGAUGUUGGCCUAUUGCAUGACCGGACACAAGAGCCAAGGUCAGACAAUAGAUUCAGUCGGUGUUGAUUUACGGACCGAUUGCUUCACGCACGGGCAACUAUACGUUUUGCUCAGUAGGGUCAGACAUCCAGACCAUAUUGUUGUUCUCGUACACCCCGAACGUGUCCGAGAUGGAAUCGCAUACGCAAAGAACAUCGUGUAUGGCGAUCUCCUUCUCUAA